AUGUCUGUCGUCAGGAAAAUGGACCGGAAAAGCGGCCAAGUCUACGAGGAACAAGCCAUGGCCCCGGCGCCAUCUUCCUGCAUGGGCUCAUCCUGGGUUCACGAGAGCCCAUUUCUGUCCACGGGGCCAAAUACGAGAGGCGGAACGGGCUCGUCGACCUUGAAAGACUCUGCAAAGAGGCAGCUCUUGUCUGAUCAACGGAAUCUGACGGCCCAGCUGUUUACUGACAUCCCAUGGCGCAUUGCCAGUCCGCUGUGGGAUUACCUAGGUCGACAUAAAAGCAGGACCUUGUACAUGUGGAAGGUGUUUGCAACAGCAUAUCCCAGCCAAUUUAGGACAGUGGCUCCGUACCGGGCCGUCAAGAUCAGAGAGCCCCAGAUGUCCUUGCGGGACUACUUGGGCUUGAUCAGGAGUGAGUCUCUGAGCUGGCGAACCAUGCUGGUUUUGGACACAUCGAUUGCGCGAGUCCCUGAACUGGUUGAAAUUGCUAGCGUCAAGAAUCUUGUGGCGCUGGAGAUCACUACACCACGGGACAUCUUGUCUGUGACUGAUAAUUCGAACAUGCGGGUGGCAUCAUUGAGUGACAGGAUUGUUCGCACCUGGUCCGAAUUGGCAGAGUCUUCGGGCGCAUUCUCCCAACUGCGCAUCCUGAGGUUGUAUAAUCAACAUGAUGUUUCAUCAGUGAUACUGCGCUACCUCGGCGCUUUCCCGAGCCUUUGCCUCGUCAUCGCGCAGGAUUGUUCCAAUCUUAUUGCUAGCCUCCCAACAAAAGAUCUUCAUGAAGAUGGAUGGGAGAUGGGAUACCCACGGUUUGGGGCGGACGUUGAGCAAGGGGACGUAUCAGAAGCUCUUACACUCUACGAACGCUAUAAAGCAAGUCUCGCGCCGGAGAUCGAUGGACGUCAAGCAAGGCAAGAAAUCCUGAUUCAAGAUUGCCCUGUUUUGGACUUUCGACUUGGCAAAGAUCCCAGUGCAGGACCGAAAACACGCCAUAAUGCUAAGCCUCGAUCUACGAUAUACCUACAGCGAAGAAGAUCCCCCGAGUCUAGACCAUUAGAGCCGGUACCGAAAAGGCAAAAGUUGGCAGGUAAGUCGGUUCAUCGGACGUCACAGCCAAGCUCUGGACCCAAGAAGCCGGUGAUGAAGCAGCACAAAACCAGAGAUCUGGGAGAUGUCCUGGGGGACUUUCUCUGA
Messenger RNA from Aspergillus clavatus NRRL 1, 1194 nucleotides. RefSeq lists its product as uncharacterized. Lineage: Eukaryota; Fungi; Ascomycota; Eurotiomycetes; Eurotiales; Aspergillaceae. The coding region runs from base 1 to 1194 and encodes 397 amino acids. The record is from RefSeq and is a predicted model, not a curated record. The transcript is spliced from 2 exons.